Molecule: messenger RNA, 7258 nt
Organism: Notodromas monacha
Lineage: Eukaryota; Metazoa; Arthropoda; Ostracoda; Podocopida; Cyprididae
Source: the annotation of a GenBank genome assembly
UCUUACUUCCCGAGGAGGUUCAUUUUGAUGUCGCGCUACGUGAGCAAUGGAAGAAUCCGUCGCGUUCCUCCAAUCCGUGUUCGUUCCGCGGGUGCUGGUGCUGACGACGCCGGACGCGGAGCGAAUGUGUUGCAAAAGCGGGUUGAAUUUUGCAGAGCUCCUGUCGCCGUUCGCCUCAGUGCGUGCGCAAAUCUAUUUGCGUGAUCCGUUGAAUCAGACCCUGAGUUUGGACUCGCUGUCGGUCCGCUUCGUGGACGGUUCGGAGUGCCCGGUGGAUGCCAAUUACUCCAAGAGAGUCCUCGGGGAAGUGGUGAGUCGGUGGUUUGCGGCGGACGACGCCGAGUGCAGCCAGUAUGCAGGCGACGACGACGACGAAGACGUGGCUAAGCCCAAGACGCAGCCCUGGUUUGAGGCCUGGCGGGACGCGUAUUUGGCCUUCAGCGGUGCUUCUGGCCCGGACCACGAGUUCUUCACGCACGUCCUGAGCGUCGUCAUGGUCAUCUCGGAGCGCGAGCAGCCCCACGAGUCCGUCGCUCUGCUCUACAAGAAGCUGCAUCACGACCUCAAGGUCAAACUCCUGUCCUCGUCGGCUCUCAUCUACUAUGUCGUGGUGCACGAUGCCAGCGAAAGUGCCGACUUGAUCACUGCGGAGAAAAGGUGCGAAAUGUUGCGUUCGCAACACGGAUAUUCGUCUGCCAGCGUCGUGACGCUCAAUUCAAAUACCGGUCCAGACUCCUCGGUCCCGAGUGACACGUGGGCUGCUGUGCUGGCGAGGAAGCGAUUGUUUCAGAGGCCGAGCAAGACCAAGCGCUGGGCCCAGACGCCGGAUGAGGCGGAGUUGGAGGAAGGCGCCAACAUGGGCGGCGCUUUGCCGUGCAUCGAGGCCAGCGGCAUGCCGUCGGGCAGUGGGCCGAGUUCGCCGCCGGAACUGGCGACGGAAGCCAUGAGCACGUCGUCCAGCACCAACACCACCACCACCACCACCACGCUGGCCGGCGGUAGUCCCGCGUUGCAGGCGGUCGUCAUGCAUCCACUGUCUCCGGAUGUGUCGUCUUCUUCGCUGACGACAACGCCGCAUCUGUCGGUCUUGGAUCCGUGCGGGGGAAACGGCAGUGGUUUGGACGAGCAGCAACACGCUGGUACGACGACGACGAUCGUAGUUGUGAACGAAGACGGACUGCCGAACCCCGGCUGCGGGGACUUGCAGGAGGAGGAGAUGUCAGUCGUGGGCAAGUGCCUGUCGUCGGAGGACUUGGAAUCGAUCAAGCAGUUUCUCCUCCACUUUGUCACCAAGGCCCUGGUCCCGUACGUGGAGCGGCAGAUGAAGGUGCUCCACGACACGGUUGGCACCCGGAAAGGCAUUCACAGGUCCAUCGUGUCAGCCACCAAGAAGUGGUUUGCCCCUGCAGGCAGAGCUGUUGCCGCUUCGAAUAAUUCCGCGUCCACCCCUCAAGUUCUCUACGCUGCCGAUUCGCCGGAAAUGCAGGUGCGGAAGCUGGCGGACUUGUGCUUCAUGUUCCGGCACUACGAGCUGGCGUACCAGGCGUACCACAACGCCAAGCGGGACUUUGACGCGGACCAGGCCUGGCUGCACAUGGCCGGCGCCCUGGAGAUGGCGGCUGUGUCUGCUUUCUUGCACGCUGCCGCCGCUGUUGGUCCCGCCGGGAUGAUGAGUGGCAGCAGUGCGGCAGGAAACAACUUGGUUGAGGCGCAGCAGCAAAUGAUGAAGCAGGUACCGCUGAGAUACCUGGAGAUGGCCGUGAGCUCGUACUUGAACGUGUGUCGAAUGCCGGAACUGGCGACGAGGACGGCACUGUUGAGCACAGCCGUGCUGCGAGCCCGUGGCCUGUGGUCGGAGGCUGCGCUGGCCUACAUUCGACUGAGUGGCGAGGACUCGGACCUGCGUUCCGCGCUGUUUCUCGAGCAGGCCGCCUGGUGCUUUACCCGGACCCAGGGCGGGGCCAUGCGGCGUAAGUUUGGCUUCCACAUGGUCUUGGCUGGCCACCGGUUCUACAAGAGCGGCCAGAAGAGACACACGGUGCGGGCCUAUGAACUCGCGUUGAGCGUGUAUCGGGGACGGGGCUGGCAGUUGGCGGAAGACCACAUCAACUACACGAUCGGACGCCAGGCAAGGGGACUCGUUGCUGGCGUGUCGCUCAAGGCGCUGUUGGCGCUGGUGGCCAACACGGCGGGCCAGAAGCCCUUGCAGCAAGAGGCCUUUGUCAAGGAGUUUCUCUUGACUCAUCAGAAAGCUGACGAGGAAGAACGGAAUGCAGUGCAACUUCCUUUGCCAAUCAUUCUGGCAAACGAUUGCCAACUCUUGAUUCCUGGCCCAGCUCUUGAAAACUGCGCUGACCAUCGGGCUGUGUCUGCGACGAGCGUUUCUUUCGAUGACAGCGUCGAUGAAGAACCUUUAUGGGCAAAGAUGGAAGAAUUGGCGCUGGAAGCAGCCGAGCGUCGGAAUGCGUCGCCGAUUUUCCAACCGACGCUGCAACGAUUCGGUCCGGGCACGAAUAAUUUGCAUCACCCAGUCGCGUACGUCGGUGAGAGGUUUUUGGUGCGGGUCGUGUUGAAGAACCCGUUGGAAGUGCGCCUGGGGAUGCGCGACGUGGAGCUCUCGUGGGAAUUCACCGGGUCCGGGGAAGUCGUGCAGGCCGAAUGCGGACAGGCGUUGCUUCUUGAGGCACAAUCCGUGUCUACGUUGGACAUUAGCCUCACUGUUCACGGGGAAGGCCGAAUCGAGAUCCUCGGAUUUAGGUACAAGUUGAGGUGCGAACCCGUGUUGGAAAGUAACGCCGUUCCGCCGUCGUCGGCAAACAGUGCAGUCGAAGCUCAGGGGCAUCAGUUAUUCCGCCUUGCUGGCCCGAGGUUGAACAACACGAAAGCCGAGCGCUGUUCAGUCGUCUACGGUGUGGACAAGCGUUUUUCUGUCAACGUUGUCGCCCCGACAGCGUCAUUGGCUUGCGGUUUCGUUGGCAUCCCGGACACGAUGUUGCGGAACGAGUUGCGUCCUUGUCGGCUGCUGGUGCGGAACGUGGGCCCUGCUAGCGUGGCUCACUUGGUGUUGGUGCUCCGCGACGCCCAGUGUUGGGUUGUGGGCCAGCCUCGAUUGGGCAGUGAAGCGGACGGACACGAGGAGGAGGAGGCGGAGGACGUGUUGACGGCUGCUACGACUGACAUGCAUCUGGCCCCCGCACUGAGUUGUGCAUGGGUUCAUUCAUCUGUGAUGUUUGCAGGAGAAAGCAUGACGGUUCCGCUGUGGUUGCGAGCACCAGGCGUGAUUGGCAAGUGGCGAUCGCAAGUGCUCAUUCUCUUCCAGGCGGACCGCAAUGCCGUUGCAAAAGCGGAUAAACGACGCCGGCAUCGGAUUUUGAGACACGCGUUUCAAGUGGAUGUCCAGCCCAGCAUUGGGAUUUCGGGUAGUUGGAAGCGGUGUCCUCGGAUGCGGACCAUCCAGUCUGACGAGGAACUCGAGGGCAGCGGAGACGCAUUCAAUAUGAUUGUUGAAGUGAAGAACGAAUCCAGGCCAUUGUCGGAGUCGAGCGGCGGCCAGGCCACGUUGGUGAAUAUGUCUGUCCUGGGCGGAGCGUCUAGCAACCUUCUCAACUGCGAAUCGCAAAAAGUCGAAUUGGGUCCUCAGCAGCGCCACCAUUUCUUUCUCCGCGAGGAACGGAAUGCGUUUGUUGGAACGAGUCCGUCCGUCGCCUCUGCCGACAGACGGACGGCCGUGGCAGCCUUCCUCGCUCAAGCCGUGCACGCGGCAAGUCGAGCAGCUGCUGCAGCUUCGGCGGCAGCGAAGGGUCUGGAAGAGGAUUCCCGCGAGCAGAGGCAGGACGAGGACGCUGCAUUGUCGUCGUCGGCGUGUCCAGACGCCUGGGCUGGGCCACGCUCUGGCUCUCCGCCGCCGGCCUCGUUCCGUGGCCCACGAAUCAAUGUUAGGAGAGGAGGGGAAUUGUUGGUGAAAAAGGGCGGCGAAGGUGAGGAGGAGGAGGAGGAGAAGGAGAAGAAGAAGCGACGGCUGGCGUGCGUGUGGCGGGUGAGUCGGCCGAACGCGGGUGUGGCCUGGGGACUGUCGAGUGUGGAGUUGGCCCAUGGGCUGUCCGAUGUGUCUGGCCAAUGUGGAGACGCGGGCGGAGAGUGGGCCGACUUUUUGUCUUGUCGCUUUGAUCAUUUGCCAGAGACGAAGCACGACUUUGAUCGGAAAAGGGUAUGCGUCGUGCAAGUGCGGUUCUUUGUGCAGAACUGCUCGCAUGCCCACGUGAUCGUCACCGUGGACGCAUCGGGAGACGCGUUGCCGCACAGCGUGGUGUCUGCUGGCGGCGGCGGGCUGAUUCGCGGCGGGAGCAGUAUCUCGAGUCCCUUUGUGCUCGUCGGGCGGAAAGUGAAGAAGGGCUUGAGUCUGGGUCCCGGGGAAACGUCGACCGGCAUCGUGAUGAAGGCGGCUUUCACGCGUCCGGGUGCCUACAAUCUGGCACACAUGCCGCCGGCCUUGGGAGUGACUAUGGCGGCAGACGGAACAGACGGUGGUGGUGGUGGUGGUGGCAGCAGCAGCAGCAGGGAAAGUGGAUUCGGAGGAGGCUUGGCAAAGACGAGUGCAACUACAAUGACAAGUUUAUCGUCGGGAGAACGAUGGGAGGUGGGGGGAAAAGCGAGUGCAGUGCCAUACAGUGCAGUGUUGGUAGUGACGAUUGUGAUUGAGGAUCGAUAUGGUUGGGAAGCCAGGAUGGGCUGGCAGCGGAAGGUUUACGCUGUCUUGUCAUUGUCGUCGAAGCCGUUGUCUUCGUUGGUCUCCGUCGUCAUCCUCCUCCUCCUCCUCCUCCUCCUUGUGUUGCCCACAGUCAUCAAUGACAGCGAGCACGAGAAAGAAGAAGAGUUGGAGUUGAAUGCAUUCCCGCGGCGAGUGUUUCACUUGGCCGAGAAGGAGUGGAAGUACCCGUCAUCAUUGGAGCAAGUUCUCGGCAAGAGCGGGCGAGUCAAGGUGAGCUGGUCGUGUGGCGGGGAGAAGGUGGACCUGGACUGCGGGUCCAGAGGACGUGUCAUUGCCUUGCUGAGUGCCGACUGGGCCACGAAGAAUGCGAGUAAGAGGGAACGAUUUGAGAGACGAGGCUCGUCGUCGAGGGGAUGUGGUGGCUUGAUACGGGUAGAUGGCGGCAGCAGUGGAGCUGCUCGUCGGGGCUUCGUCUCGACGCCCGGCUAUCCCGGGACGACGUCGGAGGCCAAUUGCACGUGGACGCUGUUGGCCCCCGACAACUCCUCGCUGCUUGUUGCCCCGCUAGACAUUAGCAUGCGAGAAGUUAAUCUCGAGACUGGACUGUGCGACAAGGACGGGUCGGUGGACAUCCGGUCGACGGACCUCGAUUUGAGUCUAUGUGGGCAGUCAAAUGCAGUGAGGGUCAUUGCGGUCAAGGGGAACCGAGUGACGAUUGGAUUCCACGCGAACCGAGUUGUUCCCGCCGCGCUCUUGUUCUACUACCAACAGAAGGGAUGUUGUUUGGUUCCUGGUUUGUUCAGGAGUGACGGAGCUGCCACUGUCCUCAGCCUAGCAUGGCUGGCGAGCUCUGGGUGGGUUGGCAAGGAGUUGAUCCUCAUCGAAGAUGUCGAUGGCAGCAAGACCGGUGGCUUCCUCAAGAUAGAGGGUGUCCUCAGCAGCAAGCAGGCAAUUGUUGUUGCAGUUGAUGUCCACGUUGUUGGUGGUGCUGGUAGAUGCACUGUUGGUGGAGGGACUGGGCUGUGUGCCGGCAUUUGGCUUGGGCAUGCUGGCCCGUUUGUUGGAGGAUUCUUUGUUGGCUGUCGGAAACUAGUCAUUUCUGGUGGCCACGGACGAGUGGUGUUGUCGUCGGCAAAAAAUGCCCUGGUGUCUUGUCGCAAAACCUAUUUGGUUUCGCGCGUUGUUCGGCCCUGGGCUGUCUUCUCAUGCCUGCCAAACAACAAUUGGAACCAGACCCGUGUCCAGUGCCAAAGUGUCUCUCAAAUUGCUGCUUUGAUGAGUGCAAGGCAACAAGGAGAUGAUGAAGAAAAAGAAGAAGACGACGAUGAUGAUUAUGAUGAAAAUGGCAAUGAGGACGAGAGAAGCAAGUCGUCUUCUUUUACAGGUCAAGUCGGAGGCAAAAGCCAGUUGUCUCUCGACCUGGUCAACGACGUUGUAGCUCCCGUGAUGCUCAUGGGAGUCAUGCUCGGUGCUGCAGUCUUUGUCUGGUCUUUGGACAAAGAAGAAAGCGCUACAGUUGGUCUUUUCUUUUUCCUCGUUGCAGGCAAAGUGAAGGACAAGGAGCCGGAACAACCUCGACUGCGUUUCAAGAGAGGAAGGAAGACUGCCCUAUGUUACUGGGUCAGGAUGACGGGCAUUCGUGGCCUUUGGUGCCUGUCGGUGUGUGGUGCCCUGGCUUCUUUCUCUCCAAGUUCAGCCGAAGUUCCGAUUGUCAUCUGGCACGGAUUAGGUGACUCUUGCUGCAACCCGCUGAGCAUGGGCGGCGUGGUGCGCAUGCUGAAGCGUCACGUGCCGGACGCGUACAUCCUGUCCAUGCGGAUCGGGUCCAACAUUGCGGAAGACAUUGACAACAGCUACUUGAAGAACAUCAACGACCAAAUUGAAAUGGCGUGCGACACGAUCCGCAACGACUCGCGUCUGGCAAACGGGUUCCAUGCCGUCGGCUUUUCGCAGGGGGCCCUCUUUAUGCGGGCAAUUGCACAAAGGUGUCCUUCGCCGCCGAUCCGCAACCUCAUUUCGGUCGGUGGCCCGCAGCAGGGCGUGUUUGGUCUGCCCAGAUGCCUCGGCUCUUCCAAUCAGCUGUGCGAACUGGCCCGUCGAGUUUUGGACCAUGGAGCCUAUGUUCAGUGGGUCCAGAACUCGUUGGUGCCUGCGCAGUAUUGGCAGGAUCCAUUCCAUCUGGACGCUUACCGGAAGUACAGCUCGUUUCUCGCAGACAUCAACAACGAACGAGAGAGGAACGAAUCGUACGUGAGGAACCUUGGGCAAGUUGGCAACUUGGUGCUCGUCAUGUUCAACAAUGACUCGGUGGUGCAGCCGAGGGAGUCGGAGUGGUUCGGAUUCUACGACGCGGGGCAGGACAAGAAGGUGCAUUCCCUGCAGCAGUCUGCGCUCUAUGUUGAGGACCGACUUGGGUUGAAGCAAAUGGAAGCCGAGGGGCGACUCAAGUUCCUGCGAACGGACGGCGACCACUUGCAAUUUGCCGAGGACUGGUUCGUCGUCAACAUCAUUCAACCGUAUCUGCUCGACCAAGACGCAAUAUCUGUUUGA